AUGAAUACAUCGAAGUGGCUGCCCAAGCAGCACCAAGAGGUGAUCAAACUGUUCGAGCAAUCGCGCCAGCUGGAACGGGAACUCCGGAUAUUGGGCAAAAAGUUUGCCACCGAUAUUAACAUCGAUCUGCCGGACUACUAUGAGUUCGAACGGUUGCUACAACAAAGUCGUGAAGCCUUCGAACGGUCGGCCCACGUGCAGACACGCCUGAUACGGAUGUCGGCCUCGUCGGCGGACAAGAACGUCGAGCGAAGCUUCUUUAAGACACUGCUCAAUCGGAAAGCACACCUGAUACGACAAAACCUGCGGAAACGCAACUUCCAGUUGAUUUUCAUCAUCAACAAAAUGAUCAAACUAAUGCUGGCGGCAACGUACAGCUCCGAGGUCGUGGUCGACGGAGCGCUGUUGCUGUGUACGUUGCACAACGAGAGCGUAAUCCUGGCGCAAAAGACAACACAGGCCCGGACGCAAACCAAUGCUCAGGUUUGCAGCAACUCUUUUCCUUCGCUAAUGUCAGCCCCGAAGAAGAUGGACGUCGGGAUGAUCCUGCAGAUCAUUACGAAGCAGCGAGCCGAGGAGUGCUGCAGUACGCUAAUCAACUGCCUUCUGACCACGUGCAAGGGUGCGUUGGCGGUUACGCACGAGGACAACGAAUCGGAUACGUCGAGCGUGGAAAUUCUGCGAGCCCUAACCACCAACCUACAAGGGCCCGACGGACGCCACAUCGAUCCGAUCCAGGAGGAGAUGAAUAUUCGGCGAAAGACGAGUGUGAAUAUGAUCUCUAGCGGCGAUAUUCACGCACGACCGAAAGCGACCCCCGGACGGGAGGUUUUCGUGACGCCCAUCAUUCGUCCGGAAGCUCGCGAACUGGACGACACGGAACACAAUGAUCCGGCGAUAAACUUUUUCAACGAAAUGGCCGCCGAAGCGAUAGCGUACAAUUCGAUCAAUUAUCUCGUCAACGAACCGGAUGGGAUGGACUUGUUGGAAAAUCUGAUUGCCGACGAGGAGAUAUUUGUGGCGAAUGUGAUCAUGAAGGUGAUCAAGUUCUGUCCGUCCGCAUUCGAUCGUGAGCUCAAAAAGUCGGAGCUCGUCAAGUGGGUCAACCGGGGCAGCCGCGGUCUUUGGACGCAGAUCGGUGGAACGCUCGAGCAUGUGGUGCUCUGGUGGAGCUCCUCUCCACUCGCUUGCAGGCCUCCGGCUUGUGCAAAGUAUCUACGGGAAUGGCUAUCGCUGCUGCAGCUGGACGAAGCUCCGGAGCCAAUACUCUCCACGCUGAAGGGUCUGGGAGAAACGCUGACGGUCCACGUAACCAGCACGAUCUGGGAUAAGCAGUUCCGGUUGGCCGUCGUCGCGUCCAGUCUCCCGGUGGAUUAUCCGUUCGAGGAAAGCGAAUUCUGUGGGAAAAGCACAACGAUUGAAGGAACGGUGUGUGGUAAAGUGUGGAGUGAAUUACUAUACCAGCUGGUACAACUGUCCAAUACUUGCGACAUCGGAACGAUCGCUAAUGAGCUGCCGUUGGUCGAACAAAUUCCGGUGCUUCACCGGCUCGAUCACUCCAUCCAUUCGAUGCGCAUCUGGGCGGCCAACAGGGCACGUUCGCUGUGCACCGACUGGAAUAUGAUGAUGUUUUUCAAAGUGGUUCACAACGACAUCGGACUGUGUCUCGAGCAAUUACACUACAUCCGUGUGCCGGAACUGGCAGCUGAUGAUCCACUUGAGGUGCAGGUGCAAGUUUGCGUGGCUUUGCGAGCCAAGCUCGUGUCGGAGAUUAAGGACAACAUCAUCAAACUGAAAGCGACCUGCACCGAGUGCAUUGACGUUCUAGCUGCUGUUUGUCGCACGACGAGUCUGGCUUCGCUGACGCUCUGCUUUCCCCAUUUCAAACACUGGCAGACGGAGGUUUUGCAGGAGCGUGCCAACGAGUACGUGGCUUACUUCUUCAACCAGAUCUAUUUGCCCGUCAUUCAGGCCACGAAGGACAUCGAGAUCCUUAAGCUGACGCUUAAGAUCAUCUGCGAAGCGUGGCUGGACCAUAUCUAUAUGAAGAAGACCCGGUUCAGCAGCUCCGGUGCACUCAACCUGCUGAAGGACUUUGACGGCGUGGCGGAGUGGAUAAACGCUUGUACCACGCUGGACGAACGAAUACGAGACACCCUGUCCCAUCACGAGGUGCUGCGAAUGUGCGAAGGCGUGGGAAAGCUACUACUACGAAAACCGGAGGAAACCAUAUCCAUUCUGCCAAGUCCGUCGAAACCGGGCAAGAAGAUUGAUGAAACUGCCGACGAAAAAGCGCCACUGCCACCGGAAAUGUUUGUUCCGAAUCAGAAACGCUGGUUGGAGCUGCGUGCUCGCGAUCGCAAGGGGGUCAAUCUGAAUUGCCUCUGCCUGUGUGCUGGUAUGGACGUUUACUAA
Anopheles cruzii is the source of this 2415-nucleotide messenger RNA. RefSeq lists its product as uncharacterized. NCBI's taxonomy places the organism in Eukaryota, Metazoa, Arthropoda, Insecta, Diptera, Culicidae. The record is from RefSeq and is a predicted model, not a curated record. The coding region runs from base 1 to 2415 and encodes 804 amino acids. The transcript has 6 exons.